GAUACAAGGGAUUUACGGCUGUGGUGCAGUCUGAUUGGCUUCCUGGCCAUCAGGCCAGCCGGGCUAAUAGCAGGCAGUAGUUGCAUUAAUGCAGGGCCUGUGGGGGUGGGGCAGACCUGGCCCUGGGCUCCCACUGCCAUCUGCUCCUCCAGGGCUGGCGACACUGAGAGGAUGCUGGGCCACUUCCCGCUCACCCUGGUGCUGCUCAGCGCCACCCUGGACCUGGCUACAGCGGCGCUGACAGGAAUCCACCAAGCCGGGUACUGCUCCUACUACGGCGAGUGCGGGCGGAACCCCGAGAUCAACGUGAGCCUGCUGUGGUCGCCGGUGCCCUGCCUCUCCAACACACCGGCCCGGCUGCUCAAAGACGCCACCCUCAGCAAGCUGAAGGAGGUGUGCCCCCAGCUGUACACGGGCGAGAACACCACGUACGCCUGCUGCUCCUACAACCAGCUGGUGGCCCUGCAGCUCAGCCUGGCCAUCUCCCAGGCCGUCCUGACCCGCUGCCCCGCCUGCUCUGAGAACUUUGCCAACAUCUACUGCCAGAACAUCUGCAGCCCCAACCAGAGCCUCUUCACCAACGUCACUCGCUUCUUCAACCGCACCACCAUCCUGGGCACGCGCCAGGUGGGCGUGCUGGAGUACCAGUGCUUCUACAACCAGAGCUUCGCUGACCAGUCCUACGACUCCUGCAAGGGCGUCCGGAUCCCUGCCACUGGUGGCUACGCCAUUGCUGCCAUGUGCGGCAAGUACGGUGCCACCCUGUGCACCAGCCAGCGCUGGCUGGACUUCCAGGGGGACAGCAGCAACGGGCUGGCCCCGCUGGAUAUCGACUUCCAGCUGGUGCCCGCCAAUGGUGCUGUUGGGGAGGGCAUCGUGCCGCUCAACGGCAAGACUUGGCGCUGCAGCGAGGCCGUCAGUGCCGACGGGGAGCCGUGCUCCUGCCUGGACUGUGCCGAGUCCUGCCCACAGAUCCCCACCCCCACGCCCCAGCCCCCGCCCCCGCCCUUCAAGGUGGGCAGCCUAGACGGGGUCUUGUUUGUGUGCUGUCUGCUCUUCUGCCUGCUGACCGUGCUCUUCGGGGCCUUCCUGGUGUGGCGCUGCGUCUCCAGAUCCAGGCAGGCCAGCAGCAAGGGGCGGCAGCGCCAGAGGGACCAGAUGACACGCCCUGCCCUGUCCUGGGAGUGUCCAGGGGGGUAG
Mauremys mutica (yellowpond turtle) is the source of this 1200-nucleotide messenger RNA. RefSeq names its product NPC1-like intracellular cholesterol transporter 1. Lineage: Eukaryota; Metazoa; Chordata; Testudines; Geoemydidae. The transcript is spliced from 2 exons. Bases 172 to 1200 code for a protein of 342 amino acids. The record is from RefSeq and is a predicted model, not a curated record.